CAAUUUGUGUCACUCUAUAAUUUCAAUACAUUCUUACCAACAUUCAGAUUAGCUCAUAAAUGUAUAAAUUUGUACCAUUAUUUAAGCACAUUUCUGGAAACCCAAAGUCAGCCAAGCAAUUCCACAUUACAUGAAAUAAACAUUUAGAGAUCCAUUUGAUUACCCAUUAAGAACAAAAAAGGAGAUUGAUGAGUAGUUAAAACAAAACCCACCUUCUUACAAAGUUUUUGCUGAAAUCUCCUUCAUUCCAGACUUAAAGGGAGAUAAUUUACAUAAAAAUAGUGAAGUAAAUUCAUAAGGAAAUUUAUUAUUAGAUUGCAGUCUUUGUCAACAUAAGCGAAAUGAACUUUACUCCAAAAUAAAGAGAGCGAUUUAUUUAUUUAAUUGGUCCAAGAUAUAAAGGAAAAGACGAAAUAAGAAUUAAGGUUAAUACUUUUAAUAACCCUUAAUAAAAUAUUGAAAAAGGAAAGGAGAUGAUAUACGAGCUAUUUUUAGAAGCUAUCAGAGCCCCAUGUGAAUGAGAA
Molecule: messenger RNA, 524 nt
Organism: Paramecium octaurelia
Lineage: Eukaryota; Ciliophora; Oligohymenophorea; Peniculida; Parameciidae
Source: the annotation of a GenBank genome assembly